Messenger RNA from Anopheles arabiensis, 3515 nucleotides. RefSeq names its product histidine-rich glycoprotein-like. Lineage: Eukaryota; Metazoa; Arthropoda; Insecta; Diptera; Culicidae. The annotation marks the transcript as partial. The transcript has a single exon. The record is from RefSeq and is a predicted model, not a curated record.
GAGAAGGAUCUGCCAUCGAGGCCAACGACACUGGAUGAGCAGAUCGAGCGAACACAAGACGUUACCACAACACCACUAGCACCGCCACCACCACCAUCGGCGGCGACGGCGACAGCUGCAGUAGCCAGCAAUCCGACGGCCGGACACUCGGGCAGAGCUGCGGGAGGGAGUAGUCGGGGAGCAUCAUCCGCUUCCGCGCUACAGCUCCUCUCGAGCCAGCACCAUCAGCCGCAUCAUCACGCCCUGUCCCAUCACUAUGGCCACAUGCAGCCGCCCCAUCAUCAUCACCACGCUUCAGCGUCCUCCUAUCAUCAUCUGGCAGGGAGCAGCAGCAGCAGCAGCAGCCAUUCGCCUGUAUCGCUACUGUCACAGCGAUAUCAUCAGCAGCACCAUCACCAUCACUAUGCCGCUGCUGCCGCCCAUCAUAGGAGCCCGUUCUCGCAGUGGCUACAGCAACCGGACGCACGGGGUGAUCCGCACGGUCAAUACUAUUACUAUUACUACUACUGAGGAGAGAAAGAGAGAAAGAGAGAAAGAGAGAGAGAGAGUUAGAGGGAAACAGAUAUUGUUGCCAUUUGUCUUGCCAAAACCAGGAGAAACAAAACGGAAAAAAACGAUCUAUCAACCAAAUAUGGUACAAAACAUGGAUCAGACAGGAGGAAGAGAAGAAAAGGUUGAAGAUAGAGAGAGAGACGGAACGUACACCGGGAAUUAUUUUUCUUGAUUUUUUGCUGCUUUUAAACACACAAAACCCUCUCUCCCCUUUUCUUAAGGGGGUGGGAGAAACAAAGUGAAGGAACUGAUGAUUCUUUCAAACAAAACGAUGAUGAUGAUGAACACUACUACUACUACUACUACUACCUGUUACGCAGCCGACUAUUUUAAAAAUCCUUAGCUACCAUUUAUUUAGUUGCGUCUAGUUACUUUUUUCUUCGAUUUGCGCUAAGAAGCAGCAGCAAAUUAGUUGUAUAGAGCAUAAGAAGGUAUGUUUAUGACAAAAUUUCUUUACAUUAUCUUUCUCUCUCUGUUUGCAAGAGAGAGCGAGUGAAAGAGAGACCAUUGUGUAUGUCUGUGUGUGUGUGUGGCAGGGGGGAAAUGGAUUUCAUUUCAAUGUUGCAAGUGUUGAGGAGUGAUUUUUACCCAUCCAAAAAGCCCUCCACACCCACCCAGAUACCGAGUGUGCUGAUGGUUAUUCUUUUCUUGAUGCAAUUAGUUUAGUACAACUUUUAAAUAGCCCCUUUUUAUGUGUAUUAGCCAUAUUAAGAAAACACACACAUGCCCGCGCGCGCAGACACACUCUUAGUAGCCAUCCUGUUGAAGGUGUUUAGUAGAUCUUAUUUCAUACUUAUACUCAAAGCAAACAAAAGGGAACACGCAAAAAGGCAGAAACACCCUCCAACCCAUUUGAAAGAGUCUUGUGGUCUCUUUUUUUGUGUAUGGGGACAGGGCAGUUUUAUAGCAACGUAAGUGAGUAUAUUUAGGUAUUACCUGCUUCUUCUUUUCUUCUUUUAUGUCAUGUUUGGGGCUAUAAUUGAGGAAGCUGCUGAGAGGAGAAGAUAAAGACACACACUCACACCGCCUCUGGAAGAAAUGUCGCGCGCAAUUAGCUAUUUAAGUAUUUAUUUUCGUUUAGAGCGAAUGUGAAUCUAUUCAUUAGUCCUUACCUCUUCAUCCCCCCUCAGCCCCCUAUUUUCUUUGCUACUUUAUUGCCCAUUUCUCACUAUCUAGUUUUUGUUUUAAUUCUACACACACACACACAUACAAACAAACUAUUAAAAGAAAAAAAGCAACAACGCAAUGCGACAUUUCAUAAUUGUAUUUAAUUUAAAUUAAUUUAUAUAAAUCUUAUUUUUCUAUCAAUCGUGAGGGAAAAGGGAAAGCAUCUCACCCCUUUCCUUUUGUGUCGCCCAGAGGUUUUUCUCCCCCAUAAGUGGGGGGGGGUGGUAGCGAUUACAUGCCAUACUGAGUUUUGUUUUAAGGAUCGUGCAAAAUGAAGAAUCAAGACGUGUGUGCACGCGCUCUGUACAACUGUAUGAUGGUUUAACGUUGUUUAAGUAGAAGUUUUUGUAUCGUUUUUACAACUUUAUUUGCUUUCGUCUUUGCGCAAGCUUCGAAGCGAUACUUCUUUCUUUUUAUUAAGUUAAAUUAGAUUGAAUGUUUGUAAUUUUACUUUUCUGCUUUUAAAUAAGAGCAUAAGUUACAUGUUUCACCCCCUGUGCGUGUAUGUGUGUAUGAUUGUGUUGGUGCAGCAAUUAAGACAGAACAGUGCAACCACACACACACACACAUACGAUAGCUUAGUGUACACUUGGUUAAGUCAGUUGAUGGAAAGAGAAACGCGAACAAAGUACGACACGUGUAGUAAUAGGAAACUAUUUGCCAUAACAAAGAACAAACAAAAACAAAAACACAUACAAACAAACAAGUGUUGUGUUGACUCCCUGUCAUAUCGCAAAACAAAAACAAAAAACAAGGGAGAAAAAGAAAAGAAAAGAAGCAAGCAAGCAAGCAAGCAAAGAAGUAAUACUCACAGAAGCAGAAGAAGAAGAAGACAAAAGACGUAGAAGAACACAAACAGUCACCGCCCCACCCCUCGUGCAUGACACAACACGAACAAAAAACACGAAAAAAUGGGGGAGAAAAUAAGAGAUGGAAACUACUGUGAGAGCAUUUUUUUACGUUUUAAGCUAAUCAACUAAAGACAUUAAAAAUGAAGUAAAAAGGAUAACACGAAGAAGAGAAGAGGAAUGGAAAACAACACGUGAACGAAAACAGUAGUGUGGCAUGAAAUUCCAAAUUGAUGAAACACAUGAAUAUUCGUAAAGCAAGAGAGAGAGAGAGAGAGAGAGAGAGAGAGAGAGAGAGAGAGAGAGAGAGAGAGAGAGAGAGAGAAAGAGACAAAAAAGAAAGCUAGAGAGCAAGAGAUAGAUAUACACGAACAAAACACACAACAAAUGAAUAAACUUAAGUUGCAUUUUUUAUAUCUCAAAAACUAAUUCAUUUUUACCACCCUUUUUUUAUUUGAAUUUUGUUUUUGUUUUUAUAUUGGUUUUUCAUUCAACUUUCAUAAAGCAACAGCGGCCGUGUAUAUGUGUGUGUGUGCGUGCGUUUUGUUUGAGGUAAGCGUGUUUUUAUUUCAUUUUCCUCAACUCCUGUUGCUUAUUGGUGCAUUGUUUGUUUGUUUUGUAAAUAUUUUAAACAUCAAACGGUAGCUUGGGAGCCAAAUCUUUUCUAUACUUUUCAAUCCCUUUUUUAUAAAAAAAAACGACUAUUCAAUCAAUGACGACACGGAGGACAAUGAAACUGAUGACAAAUCCCCACGGUAAAACAUACACACAAACACAUUUUUACAUGACCCUGGGAGUGGCAGUAAAAAGUAAAAUGGAUUAAAAAUGGUAGUAAAAGAAAUAGAAAAGUAUUAGCCCGGAAGAAAGGGAGGAUAAAGACAGCAAGAUGCAAGAAGAAGAUGCCAUACACAAGUAAAUGAAUAUAUGAAUAUAAAAAAAAAGAAACAA